UUCUAACCAGACGAACGCGAAAGUUAGAGUAAUAAGCAAACAGUCUUCUUUCGAGCAUUCAUUGAACUCCAGCCUCAGUGAAUCCAGUAAAAGUGAGUCAAUUGUAUAAUAAUUUCCUAAGGAAACGAACGAAGGGCUCGGAUCAUGUGAUAGCUCGGAUUGUGAUAAUACUAUCAUGAUUAUACUCUAGGAUAUUUAAUGAAUAAAAUCUUAUUUCCGCAAUUAGCGCGCCUAUUAUUUAUAAGAUGUUGUUAUCAAUGCUCUCGACCAGUACUAACAAAAUACUACACACGCUUAAUUGCCAGAUAAGACGUUAAAUAUGUAUAUUACUGCUUCGUGCAUGGCACACUGUUCGAGUUUGCGUAUCAAAGAAAAAAAGAAAUAGUCGAAGUUCGACUUUGAUAGAAAGGCGUUCCUCCUUUUAUCAGAAGUUCAUUCAGUCAAGUUUAGUAACCGUGUGAUCUUGUCGAAGAUGUAUGGAAGAACUUCAAUGAUUUGUGUAAUCUAUCAAACUAACAAGAAGCACGUUAGAGGGUGGAAGCUUUGACGUGUACCGAGGAGAGUCACCGUGGCGUUUCCCCGUGAAACAAUCUAGAAGGAUAUCUAAAACGGUUUAAGAAUUGCAUAAUUAAAUACUCUCUAAAUACCGCAGAAUCGUAGAACAUUGGAUUCUACGUACGCGUGAAUCUCUCUAUUGAUGCGGUAUACCUUGCGUGAAGCAUGUGUGCAAGCUCCUCCACGUAUAAAAUACUCUUCUGGCAGCAGGAAAGUCUCAGUUGGAUGCCUCUUGAUACGAGUACGUGUCAGUGGUUCGUACAGAAGAAAAGGUAACAAGCCGAACAACGUGUCCGUCGGUUAAUAUCCCGUGGCAGAAACCUGAUUCAUGAGGGGUGAAUCCGAGGCGAGCCGAACUUUCAGCGAAGAAGAAGCUGUGCGGAUAAAUCAGCGAGUGAUAUCAGAAACGUAGCUCGAUUUAAAUAAUAGAAACGAGGCAUGAAAAGUAGAUCGUUCAGGUGUUACCUGGUUCAGUUGAUGAUACUUAUACCGUUGACACUGGACAACAUGGUACCAUCAGCGGCGAACGAGAAUUAUCAUCGAAGCGGUCGAAGGAUAAACUUAACUCACGCGGUGAAGAUGUCCCAGAAGUUUGUCUGCAAAGAACCACAAUCCCGAGCGUACAACCUGAGGGACCUGAUGUGGGAUAUUCAUCAAAAUUCCGGGGAGAGCCCGGUAAAACCCGUCUACAUUGUUUUGAAACGUUGCGACGGACACUCGGGAUGCUGUACGAGCCCCGACAUGAGCUGUUCACCGAUGCGAUCAGCGAUCUAUUACGACGAGAUCGAAAUCGAAGUGUCUAGUUUGGUACUUGGGAACACGAUUCCCCGAUGGAUCAGAGUCGAGCAACACGGUAAAUGUUUCUGCGAUGUUACCACGGUCAAUGAACGGUAUCAACAGGAAUUUCAAUGGCCUAACGUAACUCUCGUUUGAUCGGAAAUUAUUGAAAUUAAGAAAAAUUAGAUUAUGUUAACGAGUUAACGAGUUAACAGUAUUUACGUUAAGGGAAUCAAAGCAAUUUAAGACACAGUUGAUGUUGACAUCUUCUCCGGGUUUUAGCGUACCGGCUUGGUUCGAAAUGUUCAUGUAGACUGAAAUUGCUCGAUGCCCGACAUAUGUAUGUUGGUUGUCUUACUCGAUGCUAAAAUGUCGAGGACAGACACCUGUUUUAUAUUGGAAAUUACGCUCGAUAUUUACUGUUUUCGACGAACGAUGAAUAUUAAAGAACAUCAAAAAUGUAAACGAUUCAAUUUAAACUAGUCAUAUUACUAAUAAUGAAAGGGACCAAAACGUAUUAUUAUGUUAGAAAUUAAUAUGGAAGUGUGUAAAGUAGAUAUUUCUAUUACUAAUUGUAUAAAUUCAGUAUUUAUACGCGUUUAUCAAUAUUUAACAUUUAUUUUGUUAAGAUAUAGUAUAAAGUUCUAAAAGUUUUUCUUAAGCAAUCGGAGAUAUUUAAGUAUUGAACAAGUAUUAAUCAGUAAUACUACAUUGAAAUAUAUUAAUCUGACAAGAGACUGAUUCCACGUAUAAAUAUAUUCUAGCGUAUCUUUAGUACGUGUACUUACAAGUACCUCCUAUUUUAUUUUGAUAACCGGUUUUUAAGACAAAUGUCAUAUUUCCAGAUACAUAAUAGAAUUUUAAUAUUUAUGUUAUA
Messenger RNA from Osmia bicornis bicornis, 2209 nucleotides. RefSeq lists its product as uncharacterized. The record is from RefSeq and is a predicted model, not a curated record. Lineage: Eukaryota; Metazoa; Arthropoda; Insecta; Hymenoptera; Megachilidae.